CCCAGCGCAUCGUGCUAUUGGAAUCAUACGAAAGAUCAGUACUCUUCUCUUAUUUUGUAAACCAAGUUAAUAUUUUAAGUAUAUUAUUCUCUAUAACAUUAAAAUGAUAAUUUUAAGUGAUAUAUAUAUAUUCUUCAAUAUUUUUACUAUUGUGAUAGGGAGUAACAAAUCGUUCAACAUUAUUCCACGACUAUUUACAUCGAGUUUUAGUUGUAAAAACCGAAACACCGGCUUUUACGCGGAUGUUGAAUCAAAUUGUCAGCUAUAUUAUACUUGUGACGACCAUGGAAAUAAAUUCUUGUAUAAUUGCCCACAAGACACCGUCUUCAAUCAAGAAACGCUUGUUUGUGAUCAUACGUAUCGGGUUGAUUGUAAGAAGUUUGUGAAGUCGAUUUCACAAAUCGUUCAAACCCAAAAAACUCAAGAAAAUGGAGAUGAAGAUUCAGUCAAAUCUAAUAAGAGUCGAAAUACCGAUAAAUUUUCCAAGUUCAUACGAUUUACACCACAGCCAUCACUUUUCCUUUCAUCUUUUCAAGAAAAUAAUAAAAAAUUAUCAGCGUUUGGCGGAAAUUCAUCUACUUCUUUUAAAGAUCACUUAGAUUCCAAUAACUAUCACAAUUCUGUUAAUAAUGCAAGGAGUUUACGAUUCAACCAAAAAAAUUCGGUGUCUUCAACAUCAGAUACAUUUUUUACACUCACUCGAAGUUCUAAAAUACCACGGCUUUUACCAUCCAAAAAGCAAGAUUCUGAGAACUUUUUUUCCGAUUAUGAAAAUUUAAAAAAUACUAAUUUUCAAAAAAGCAACAAAGUAGAUAUUAAUAAGUUUAAGGAACCUCUUGAAGCAACUAAACCGUCAAUUGAUGGCCGCAGUCUUUACUCGGCAACUUUGACGACAAUACAAAAUGAUAAAGACAAUCAUAAUAAUAAUAAUAAUAAUAUUAAUGAUAAUAAUUCAAGCAAAGAUCGCUUGGUUAUUUCAACCACCCCAACAAUCACAGCAAAAACGGAUUUCCCUAUUCCUAACUUAGGAGGAUCACUUUUUUAUAGAUCAAUGGAUUUCAAUGAUGAUCCAUAUUAUCCACGUUAUGCAGCAAGUACAGAACAAUACACAUUUGGAACAUUUGAUCAAACUCCUCUUUCAUUUGCGACGCAGAGAAUAGGAACAUCUACUUUAAAAUUCAGAUUACUAGACGCACUGCCCGAUUUGAGUUCUGUUGAAGAUUUAGUUGAUCGUCGUAAGCAUCAUUUCAUUCCUAAAUUUCUAAAAAUUUAAUGAAAUAAUCAAUUUAUGUCAAAAAGAAAAAAAAUCUCAUCGCAAAUCUAACUUUUAUAAAUAAUAUGUCACAAAUAAUAAAGUAAAAGUAAUAAAAUAAAAUUAAAUAGUAAGUAAACAUUAAAGCUGUUGAUUUUUUACUGCGAAUAGUCUA
Messenger RNA from Microplitis mediator, 1427 nucleotides. Its product is annotated as GATA zinc finger domain-containing protein 4-like. The transcript is spliced from 2 exons. Gene Ontology annotation, molecular function: chitin binding. The record is from RefSeq and is a predicted model, not a curated record. Gene Ontology annotation, cellular component: extracellular region. Lineage: Eukaryota; Metazoa; Arthropoda; Insecta; Hymenoptera; Braconidae. Bases 104 to 1273 code for a protein of 389 amino acids.